This is a messenger RNA of Cryptomeria japonica (Japanese cedar), 3498 nucleotides long. Its product is annotated as probable LRR receptor-like serine/threonine-protein kinase At1g53430. The record is from RefSeq and is a predicted model, not a curated record. Bases 347 to 3073 code for a protein of 908 amino acids. Gene Ontology annotation, molecular function: ATP binding; protein kinase activity; protein binding. NCBI's taxonomy places the organism in Eukaryota, Viridiplantae, Streptophyta, Pinopsida, Cupressales, Cupressaceae. Gene Ontology annotation, biological process: protein phosphorylation. The transcript has 24 exons.
UUCAUUAUUGUUCACUAAAGCAGGAAUUUCGAAACAAGUAAUCGUACGUGGUUGUCAUUUUGUUUUGUUCGCCUACAGCAACCUUUCUUGAAAUGCUAGCUGCAAACAAUGAUCAUACUUGGUUACUUUCCUUACUCUCCUUUCUCCGCAAUGGCCACCAAUUCUCGUUUGGGUUUCAUGCUUUUAGUAUGGAUUUUAUACGUAACCCUUCUUUAUCAUGGAGAAGCUGCUGCAGCAACAAUAACAGACCCACAAGAAGUUAAAGCACUGAAAGCUAUAAGAGAAAAAAUGAGGAAUAGAAAAUGGGACUUCAGUGAGGAUCCUUGCAGUGGAAAAGGAAGCUGGAAUGUUAGCCAGGAUUUUGGGACCCAAAAUAAGGUGGUCUGUGAGAUGCAUACGACAGAGGGGAGAUCCUUUUUCCACGUUACCCGAAUGCAUAUAUCUGAAAAGCCAGAACCUGACUGGAGUUGUCCCACCGGAGCUAGCCAAUCUUACAUACCUUGAGGACAUUGAUUUUAGUAAUAACCAUCUCAAUGGACAAAUACCACUAGAAUUGGGAUCCUUGACUUAUUUAAAAAAUUUGUCACUUGGCAUGAAUCAUCUAGCAGGUUAUAUUCCAAAAGAACUUGGAAACCUCACAAAUUUAAAAAAAAUGGAUUUAUUUUCAAAUGAGUUAUAUGGGCGACUACCACAAUCACUUGUAAAUUUGACCCAACUUAAAAUGUUGCAUAUUGAAAGUAAUCAGUUACAUGGGGAGAUACCUCAAAUAUAUGGACAUUUUCAUGGAUUGGAACAUUUCGUAGCAAGUAGUAACGGUUUUAGUGGUAAAAUACCAAAUUUCAUUGGAAACUGGAGAAACCUUACAAUUUUGCGACUUGAAGCUACUUCUUUAGAAGGUCCAAUUCCUUCAACCUUUUCAAAUUUGAUUCAACUAAAGGACUUCAGGAGGAUAUCUUAUUUGAUUGGAGAUGGAUCAAAUUUGUCAUUUAUGCAAAAUUUAACAAAAUUAAAAACAAUCGUGCUAAGAAAUGCAUCAAUUUAUGGAGAAAUUCCCAAUUAUCUUGGAGAUUCUAUCAAACCAAAGACAUUGGAUUUGAGAUUUAAUAAUUUGACUGGAUCAAUUCCAAAGACAUUAAAAAAUAUGGCGAAUAAGCAUCCAAAAAUAGAAUAUUUGUAUCUUGGAAAUAACAAUUUGGCUGGGAAACUGCAAGAAUGGUUAAACACAAUUAAUUACGUAGAUCUAUCAUACAAUUACUUUUCAGGGGAGCUGAAUACUUCAUGGAUAACAAAUAAAGAACAAAUAAAUUUGAUCGAGAACUCAUUUGACAGCAAUGUUUUUAAUGGAAGAGAUCAAACUUAUCUUCAAAGAGGGUUCACCUGCAAAGCUUCGCAAUACACUUCUUUGGCCAUCAACUGUGGAGGUAAUCCAUGGAGGACUUACGAGGGGGAUACCAAUCCAUUAGGCCCUUCCUCCUACUUUCUCAGCUCUAAUGGGAAAUGGGCAGUCAGUAACACAGGACAUUUUAUGGAUGCUGAAAAACAUCAAUGGAUAGUGACAGGCAACAGCUCUGAAUUUGCCAAAGGAAUAAAUUCAGAUGUGUACGGAACAGCACGCUGUGCUUCUAGCUCCUUGAGAUACUAUGCAUUGUGCCUUCAAAAUGGAGAGUAUAAUGUACAACUCCACUUUGCUGAGAUAGUAAUAUCCAACGGAACGACCUUUGCAAGUCUAGGAAGGCGCGUCUUUGAUGUUUAUAUUCAGGGAAGUAGAAGAUUGAAAGAUUUUAACAUCAAGGAUGCUGCUGGAGGCUCAUAUAAGGUAGUAAUCAGAAAUUUCAUUGUAAAUGUGACUGAGAACUAUUUGGAAAUCCAUUUCUUUUGGGCUGGAAAGGGAACAUAUGACAUACCAGUGAAGGGGACAUAUGGACCUUUGGUAUCAGCUAUCAAAAUCAGUCCAAACUUCGAAAUGAACAGCACAAGGAAUAGUAGAGAAAAAAGCAACAAAAUUAUGAUUAUCUGCAUAGUUUCUGGGGCAGUAACUUGUUUAGGCUUCGCAGUGUGCUUAUCAUUCAUCUUCAUUAGAAAAAGAAAAAGAAUGAAGAGCAGAUCCUUAGCAGCUAAUGAUGACACAGAAUUGACAAAUAUGGACACAAUUUCAAAUACAUUCAGUCUGGAGGUGAUUAAAAAUGCCACAAAUGACUUCAACCCUGAGAAUAAGAUAGGAGAGGGAGGAUUCGGUGCUGUUUUUAAGGGAAUUCUUCCAGACGGAAAAAUGGUUGCAGUCAAGCAGAUGUUUCCCAAGGCAAGACGAGGCAUUCGAGACUUUCUUAAUGAAGUGGGUACAAUAUCUGCAAUGCAGCAUCCCAAUCUUGUGGAAUUGUAUGGUUUUUGCGUAGAGGGAAAACAGCUCCUCUUGGUCUAUGAAUACAUGGAGAACAACAGUUUAGCUCGUUGUUUGUAUGGUCCUAAAGAAUAUAGACUCAAUCUUGACUGGCCUCGACGUUACAACAUUUCCCUUGGGAUUGCGCAUGGCCUGGCAUACUUGCAUGAGGGAUCUAGACUGAGAAUUAUUCAUCGAGAUAUCAAAACAAUGAACAUUCUCUUAGAUCAACAUUUGAAUCCAAAAAUCUCCGACUUUGGAUUAGCCAAGUUAUUUGAUCAAGACAAAACUCAUGUCACCACCAGACUGGCGGGAACAAUGGGAUAUAUGGCUCCCGAAUAUGCUUUGAAAGGUCGUCUCACCGAGAAGGCAGAUGUCUACAGUUUUGGAGUGGUGGUCCUUGAAGUUGUAAGUGGCAGAUCUCGCAUAGACAAGAAAUUGAGGGAAGAGAUGGUUUAUCUGCUGGAAUGGACUUGGCAUUUGUAUGAGAAGAAAAUGUUGCUGGAUUUGUUGGAUGUGAAUCUCAAAAACUCAGGCUACUCCAAGGAAGAAGUUUUAAGGGUGAUCAAUGUGGGUCUGUUAUGCACCCACGAAUCCCCUUCGCAACGACCUUCAAUGUCUACAGUUGUUGGAAUGCUGGAAGGGAAAAUAGAAGCGCUUGUUUCACAUUCUCGACCAUCAUAUAUAUUGGGAUGACAGACCAAUCUAUAUAUAUAUAUAUAUAUACAGAAGAGAAGCCAUUGUGACACACAGAAUGCUUUGGCUUGGAAGGACCAUCCAACGACAGUUCCUCUACCUAAGCAGGCUCUAUUAAUAAGAAUUAAACGAAGGGACGAUGACAGCAAGAGUUAACUUAUAUUACAGAGUAUCUUCUGAUUUCUAUAAAUUUCUCUCUCUGUGCAACCCUUAAUCAAAUUAUCGAUAAUAAUCCUACGUUGAUGACUGGGUCACCUCUAACAUGCACAAUAUAUAAACAUGAACAUAUUGAACAUUAUAUUUAUUAAGUGCUUCUUAAGAAAAACAUGCAUGCAUAUUAGAACUUACUAAACAAAUUGAAAUGACAUACUAAGUAGAGAUGUUGCUGGUAAAUGAAUUUAUCCCUCCUCCGAUUAAAGGAAGAA